CUUGACGUAACUCACAAGAGUUGUGAACCAUAGAAUUCAAUCCACAAGAAACUAAGCCAACCAACUUCUUCAAUUCUUCUAUAUAAAGAUCUCUUUCUCUAUCUCUCUCUCUCAUACACACACCCUUUUUCACUUUUUUCUUUGUCUCUGCUCUGCAGUCUUGUUUUGGAGACAAAUGGGCUCUGGGGUUGAUGCCUAUUGGUGCUUUUUUGCACCACUAAUCAUUUCUUCCCUCCAGCAAGUGCGUGGGGAGCAUUUCAAUAAUGUAAGCUGGUGGGGACAGAGAAAGCAAUCACAGGGCUGUGAUCUUUUCCAAGGGAAAUGGGUUUAUGAUGAAGUCUAUCCUCUCUACGAUCCUUCAGUCUGCCCUUUCAUCGAACAGCUGUUCGACUGCCAAAGGAAUGGUAGGCCUGAUAAAUUAUACCUCAAAUAUAGAUGGAAGCCCAAUGGUUGUGACUUGCCAAGUUUCAAUGGUCAUGACUUCUUGUGGAGAUUAAGGGGUAAAAGCAUCAUGUUCGUUGGAGACUCACUAAGCCUCAACCAAUGGCAAUCACUGACAUGUAUGCUUCACACUGCACUGCCAAACUCUAAGUACAGCUUGGUGAGAAAUGGGGGGCUUUCAACCUUCAAAUUCCUGGAUUAUAGGGUUUCAAUUAUGUUCUCUCGUAAUGCAUUCUUGGUGGAUCUAGUAAGCGAAAGAAUUGGAAGAGUUGUUAAGCUCGAUUCCAUCAAUGGUGGGGAGGCAUGGAAAGGAGUUGAUGUGCUGAUCUUUAACACGUGGCAUUGGUGGACCCACAAGGGACCCACACGAGAAUGGGACUAUUUUCAAGUAGGGAACAGGUUGUUAAGAGAUAUGGAUCGUUUGGUUGCUUUCAAGCUAGCGUUGGCGACUUGGGCCAAAUGGGUGGAGGCCAAUGUCGACCCUUUGAAGACAAGAGUCUUCUAUCAAGGAGUCUCUCCAGCUCAUUACAAUGGGAGCGAAUGGAAUGCAGCAAGGACAAAUUGUUACAGGCAAAUUCAACCACUGGAAGGAUCAGAUCAGCUACAAGGUUCUUCUAAGGUAGAAUCUGUGGUGAAGAACAAGUUGGGUAGCAUGUCGAAGCCCGUCUCUUUGCUUGAUGUGACAAUGCUCUCAAGGUUGAGAAAAGAUGGCCACCCAUCGAUCUACACAAGCUAUAGCCACACUGGAAUGGACUGCAGCCAUUGGUGUCUUGCUGGUGUUCCUGAUACUUGGAACCAGCUCCUAUAUGCUCUUCUCAUUCAGAAAUAAAACAUAAAUUACUGGGUUUAAUUUAAUUAAUCAGUUAAUCUACCACAAGAUUGUCUUCAUAGUUGAUUAAUUAAUUUUGGGUAAGAAUUGAGAUGUAUUUACAGUGGAAUGGACUGCAGCCAUUAGUGAUCUCUUUCUGGUGUAACCAGCUCCUAUGUGUUCUUUUCAUUCAGAAAUAAAACUAUACAUUACAGAUGGGUUUAAUUAAUCUA
Molecule: messenger RNA, 1482 nt
Organism: Nelumbo nucifera (sacred lotus)
Lineage: Eukaryota; Viridiplantae; Streptophyta; Magnoliopsida; Proteales; Nelumbonaceae
Product: protein trichome birefringence-like 41
Cellular component (GO): Golgi apparatus
Molecular function (GO): O-acetyltransferase activity
Source: RefSeq, a predicted model, not a curated record